AUGACUUCCUUAAUCUAUCCCACCCAAAGUGUGUCACUAUCUCCUAACAUAAUCGACACUGCUUCCUCCAGUAUUACACAUCUACAUCAAAGGUCACCCUCCAACCCAUUUGAAGUUAUUUAUGAUUCACAGCCGGUGCACAAACAAUCAAACAUACAAUGGCACAACUCUCAAAACUAUAAGGAAAUAUCGCAGAAUAUACAUCAGAGAACACCAAGCUCGGGUCUACCAAUCAGAUCUGCCACGUCUUCUUCUCCCUCCCCUCCUCCUAUCUUGACAGCCCUUGAUGAUCCACUUUUCACCAGAACUACUGGGUCCAUCAUAUCACGUCUGGCAACCUUACGAAACAGAAAUAGAAUAAAGCGACGCAACAAAACUGUGAAGAAAACCGAUAUCAAACAAAACAAGCCAUUAAAGUUCCCCAUACGGAGAAAGAGAAGUCUACAGUACAAGAAAAAGCCACAGGUUGCACUUUUCGAUAACAAGAAACAGAUGACGAACUUUUUGAUGAACUCAAACUAUCAAGCUUUAGUAAAGAAUUUUAUACCACAGACAAUGAGACUUUAUCAGCAUCACAGAAUUUUGCAACCCAAGCCUGCUUUAACUUAUAGUACGAAACUUUUUGAAGUUGAUGACCUUAAUAAUUUUGUUAUAGUACCCACAGACAAAACUCCAAAAAGAGCUUCUUAUUUGAAAGGGGCAACUUUGACUGCUCCUGUCUCCAAUGUUAGUGCUGGUGUUAGUGGCGGGAAUACAUUAGUUGAUUUGAUAUAUCAAAAAUAUAAGGAAGUCAUCUAUACCGGUGGAUUUUCCAUCCCCCCUCCGAAAUUCGAAGAGCUCUACCCACAAGAUGCCAAAUUAUUAAGCAAUCGAGAAUUAUCUAAUUUGAAUACCAAAAUUUUGUUUGAUAUAUUGAUAAGGAAAACAGUAGCAGCAAAAAUGGGCUAUCGGUUAAAACAUAAUGGGGACCAUCUAAUGGGUCAGCAUUUAACCAGUCUGUCAUCUUCAUUUUCUUCAUCUGCUCCCUCUUUUUCAACCCAGGAUUCAGGAAAUUUAUCACCCAGAACAACAACAUCGGCUAGGUCACGAGCAUUGUUGGCAUUAUCGUCUUAUACAUCUUCCCAUUCAACAAACGUGCUGGAGACGAAACCACUUUUUCUGGAUUUAGCAGUAUCACGCAACCAAAAUCCACCAAGAGAUUUACGUAACGAAUUCAUUAAUGACUUUAAUAAAAUAUAUGAUCAACGAUAUAAACACAACACUAAUAACGAGCCUAGUUUUGAAAAUGAUUUGUUUGCCAGCACAGUAUAUCAAUUAAACCCCAUCAAUAGGUCAAAAUCGACUUUACCUUCCAACGAUAAUGAAAAUAAUGGUGGUGUUGGAUUUGGUAACAAAAACGACACUACUAGUAGUAGCACCAGCAACAGUAAAUUUGAUGAUGAACAAACUACUACCCAACCAGCAUCUUCGUCGAAACGUAAAUCAACUAGUUCUUAUACUUCGACCACUUCAGGCUUGCAGAAUUUAGAAGACUUCCCUAUCACUUCAUAUACUGCCAAACCUUUAAAUUCUUUUGAUGUAUGGCAAUCAAAGAAUAUCGUCCCAAAAGACAUUAUUUCCCCGGAACAACUAAUUGAUAGUUUGAAUAAGUCAGACCAGGUCGGGUACAUUAAACGUCGUUCUAUCGUGGAACAAAAUGUGGCACCUGCAGUUGAGUCAAUGCAAGCCUCAGUUUUGACACAUCAUGAUUCAGUAAGAACUAAAUGGAGUGCUAGUGUUGGUAUUGGAGGAGGCACCAGUCAUCAUGAUGAAAAAUCUCAAGCUUCUCCAAGGUUCUCUCAAGUUUCAAGAUUUGGCUCUUAUAAAUAUCAAGGGGUCAUUUAG
Messenger RNA from Candida dubliniensis CD36, 1884 nucleotides. RefSeq lists its product as uncharacterized. The coding region runs from base 1 to 1884 and encodes 627 amino acids. Lineage: Eukaryota; Fungi; Ascomycota; Pichiomycetes; Serinales; Debaryomycetaceae. The record is from RefSeq and is a predicted model, not a curated record. The transcript has a single exon.